Messenger RNA from Cryptotermes secundus, 3776 nucleotides. RefSeq names its product prominin-like protein. Lineage: Eukaryota; Metazoa; Arthropoda; Insecta; Blattodea; Kalotermitidae. Gene Ontology annotation, cellular component: membrane. The coding region runs from base 392 to 3325 and encodes 977 amino acids. The transcript has 22 exons. The record is from RefSeq and is a predicted model, not a curated record.
GCCAUCUAGAGCGUAUGUUCGUAACGAAGUUUUAAAAUGGUGCAAAAAUGGUAAUAGUUCUUUGUCAUUUUAAGUAUUCAAAAGGAGGAACAUAAGGUUUAAGUGAUUUUAAAGUCGAAACAGUAACAUGAAGUUCAGAUGUUUAUAUUUUUACGUCAAUGAAUAUUAGCAAGGAGCUGCCGUUCAGGCUUGGCGGGUUGCGGAGGGCAGGACUGAAGAUGUGCCGGGGCUCCAAUGGCUCGUGUCCUGCCGUGUUAAAGAGAUGAGCAGCGCUCAGAUCGGCAGCUUCUCCCCUCCACUUGUUACUGGAACUCCCUGCUCCCUGCUGCUACUAGUGGCAAGUGCAGUCAGUGACAGAGAUGCCGCGGUGUAGUUCGGUGCAAGUGUAACAAUGGGCGGCCGCAGUGCCUCGGUGUGUGUGAUGGUGCUGCUGGUGGUGCAGUGUGUGAGGGCUGAAGAUUACUCUGGUCUCAGGGGGGUUGUGCGUCAUGUGGAAGAUGCGAUACGCAAGGAGAUGAUGAUAGAACCUGUGCGCUACAGUGAUCCCAACUUGACGCUCUCGUAUCAGGCCUCACCGCAGUUCAAUGCACGCGGGAUGGCCAACCUGUACAAAGUGACCAACUUCUUCAUGGAUAUCAUUCAGAGGGAGGACCCAUACCCAGAAGGUUUUGUGGUCGUGCGAGAUGAUGGCUCGUUGCAGAUGGCUGGCCUGGAGGCAGAAUGGCAGACAUUGCUGGCACAUUAUGCUGGCGUGGUAGCCGUCGUGGCUGUCGGGCUGCUGUUUGUGGUCCUCAUGCCAUGCAUUGGCUUCAUCUUCUGCUGCUGCAGGUGCUCUGGGCGCUGUGGGGCCAGAUCACAGCCGUUCGAGAAGCGACGGGAUCCCUGCAAGCGAAUCAGCUUUGGUAUCAUGCUUGCAGCCAUCACCAUCAUCAUUCUGUUUGGAGUGGUUUGUGCCUUCGUCACCAAUGAGUACAUGGAAGACGGAACUCAGAAGCUGCCGUCUAGACUGAGGGCGUCUGUCAGUGACACAAAACUGUACCUGUCAAAUACACAAGAGGAAGUUGACACAUUGCUAAUUACAAAUUUUGGGGAACUGAAAACUGUUAUGGACAACGUCUUGCAGAAGUGUGGGGCCAUCGUGCAGCAGGAGCUGGCAGAGGUGUCCAGAGCCGUCAUCCUGUCAAACCUGACGGAGUUGGUGGACGGGCUGGAGAUCAUCAAGAAAGAUCUGCAGGAGAUACACAUCACCACGAAGAGUCUGCAGAACAGCUCCAACAACCUGGCCCACAAUCUGAUGAAAGUGAAGAGAGCACUGGAAGCAGAGCUGCAGAAAUGCAACAGUUCGUGCAAGGAGUCACUGGAGAAAUAUGUUGCCAACAUGUCAACCAACGCUGAUUUCCAGCAUUUCCUAGACAGGUACUUCCCUAAGCUGCCACAAAUUGAAGACAGUCUGUUGAGUGUGACGGAGGUGAUCGUGAAUGGCAAGAUAAAGGAUAAGGUGAACAAUGGACUGCGAGAGUUUGACAAGAUACAGCAGGAUAUUCAGAAUGCCAUCAAGGACUUGAUACCCAAAGUCUCACAAAACAUGAGACUUGCAGGUAUGGCCAUAAGGGAGCGGUCAAAGCAGAUAAACAAGAUCCUGAGGGACAUGAAUGCCGUUGUGAUGAACCACUCUUCCAAGGCAGUGGACACAGGGGAGAAGCUGAUAAUGGAAUACGGACACUACAGGUAUUAUGCAGGCCUGUCGGUGAGUUCUGUGAUGUUGGUGGUACUGCUGUGUGCCACUCUGGGGCUCUUCUAUGGUUUCUGCGGUAGGCGACCAGAUGGCUAUGGUGAUGACUGCUGCAGCAGGGCCACCGGUGCGCGGUUUCUCAUUUUAGGUGUAUGGGUUAUCUUCCUGUUUUCUGCUGUCCUGAUGGUGGUUACACUGGUUCACUUCCUGCUCGGUGUCAUCGCUGAGAGAGCCGUAUGUGAACCCUUGCAGAGUCCCAAUAACAAUCAACUCCUAGCACUUGUCGACAAAAUGGUUAGAUUGGAUAAAUUCUUCAACUCUGAGGUGGAAAUCAACGUUUCGUCCAUCAUCAGGUCGUGCCAUGCAAAUGGAAGCAUAUAUGAGGUGCUGCAGGUGGCAAACCUGGUGAACAUCAGUGAGGUCAGUGACUACAAGAGCACGUAUGGAAUUGAGAAUGUCAUUAACCAGCUGAAAACAAGGAUAGACUUUGGAGGUAAUGUUACCAUCUUGACUGACGAUGCCAAACGGGAGCUGGAGAGUCUUGCCCAGUCGAACAUCACGCGCAUAAACUUCUCGCUGUUUGCUGAAGUGCUCAACAAGUCCAUUGUGAACACUGACCUGGAGACACUGGCCAACCAGCUGAGGAAAACUGCCAGCGAGAUACCCAACACGUCCGAUAUCCGGGAAUCAUUGAAUAAGCAGGCGAAUAUCCUGGAGUCGCUGCAGGAUGACUUGGUACUGCAGAUGGAAAGACAGGUGCGCGCUCUGGGCAAGAAGACGAAAGCUCUUGAGGAGAACCUCAAGUUCAACCAUUCACCACUUAAUGAGAGUAUCAGUCUUAUCCUGAUGGAAGUAACGAAGGCCCAGGACUACCUCAACACGACAGCCUCCAGAGAAAUAAAAAAUUUAGCAGACAUGUUUGCUAAUGCAGUCCUUGACCACGUGGACCUGUACUUGAGUAGGGUGGUGAACAUGACGACUGCGAAAGUGGGGCAAUGCCACCCAAUGAGCCAGGUGUACAAUGCAACAGUUGUCGCCGUCUGCAACCAGAUCCUUGACCCUUUUAAUGGUUUCUGGGCAAGCAUUGGCUGGUGCCUGGUGCUUUUUAUUCCUGCCAUUAUUCUCUCCGUCAAAUUGGCAGCACUGUACCAGAAGUCGGAUCCGUACCCUGGGCCUUUGGUAGAAUCUGAAUACUUGUACGAUGCGUACGGAGAUCGGGAUAACAUCCCAUUAGCCAAUGUGGAGAAGAACUAUCACCGACGUUAUCAUGAGACAUACGAGAACUCGAGCGGCUACUAUGGAGGGGAUUACAGUACUCAUCUGGGACGUGGCAGUGACCGUGGUGGAGGUCGCGACAGGGCCUCGCCAUCAGCUCACAGUGACACUCGAUACACCGACAUGGCUCCCAAGUAUGUACUCCUCAGGCAUUGGGACUACCCGAACGGGGGUCCUCCUCGCUAUCACAGCCCGCCACUGUCCACAGAGUAUGAACGACCCCCACCAUACUACUACCCAGGCCCCGGAUACAGGAGGAUUUACAGGGGCUGGCCGCCAACCCGUACUUGGCUAGUUGCAUCCAUGAACAAGAAGUGAUCUCUGCCCAAAGAGGGACAGCGGCAGGAGGUAGGGCAUCGCCAUGGUGAUGAUCCUUGCGCACUGUGAUUGGAGAAGAAAUAUCCCGCCCUGCAAGCUAGACAUGCAGUCAGCAAAGAUGGCCGUCCAACAGCCCGCCAUCCUAUCAAGACAUAUUUUAUAAGUGAACACAGCUAUUUUUAAAAAUUAUAUCUUGCAUGAGAAAACAAUAGUCCUUGUGCAGUUUAUGAUGCUUUGAUUUAAUUUAUGGUUAGGAGAAAUGUAGAUAAAGCCAAGAGAGAAUGUAUAUUAUUGUCAAAUUUGAAGACUUUUUGGUCUCAGAAUUUGGCAAGAAAAAAUGGAAAAGUUGUAGUUGUGUUUUUAUUUACAUUGAUAUUUAGCCAAAAGAAAUGAUCUUACUAUGAGUCAAUAUUUUACCAAAAAAAAGAAAAAGGUGUCUGAUGUGAAGAGA